This is a messenger RNA of Ictalurus punctatus (channel catfish), 1954 nucleotides long. Its product is annotated as synaptonemal complex protein 3. The record is from RefSeq and is a predicted model, not a curated record. Gene Ontology annotation, cellular component: synaptonemal complex. Gene Ontology annotation, biological process: spermatid development; meiotic cell cycle. Lineage: Eukaryota; Metazoa; Chordata; Actinopteri; Siluriformes; Ictaluridae. The transcript has 9 exons. Bases 452 to 1069 code for a protein of 205 amino acids.
AGUAAAUAUUCUCCUCACACGGACUUGAAAUUGAAUCGACUAUUUUUAACGGAAUCAUUUAGAUUCACUGCUGUUAAUACACGUGAAAGAUCCGUUAAAAAAAUAUUCAUUCCAAAAGAUUCGGUUCACGAACGGCACGUUAGCGCGCACGUGACCACUCUCCAGCUGCUAAAUACGAUAUAAAAUACCGUAAUUGCUAUAAUGUUUUAUAUAACUGUGUCAUUGAACCAAAGUAAAUAUCAGGUAAAAAAAAAAUUCCCCAAAAUAAUAAUAAAAAAAUGGUAUUAAACAUGUCGUCGUCGUUGUUUUUUUUUAAUGGCACAGCACUGACUGUUUAAUACGGGUCUCGUGACGUCCCUGAGUGCUCGAGCUGUAAAAUGCUAACCGGCUAAUGCCCCGCCUGAGGAGCUGAAGUAAAACUGAAGAUUAAUUUGACUAUUAAUAAAGAACAAUGUCUCUUAAAGACUGUACUUCUUCCAGGGACACCAAUAAUACAGGUGCCACAGUGAGGAGACCGAAGCGGCGCUCCUCCACAGACAGGAGUCUCACAGUCUCACACGGUGGUGAGGUGAAGACCAUGCUGGACACGUUUGGAGCGGAAAUAAACAAGUCGUUUGUGGCUAAGAGGAAGUGUUUAGAGUCGUUCACCAGCUCAUCUCUGAAAACCAGCCAGCAGAAGAUCGAGGCACUGUGGAGGUCUCAUCAGAGAGAGCGGGCUCAGGCGUGUGAGGAUUACAGCACUCGGUUCUCAUCCGUGUUCCAGCAGUGGGAGAGCGACAUGCAGAGGAACAAAGACCAGGACAAGAAACUCACGUCUCUGUUCCAGCAUCAGCAGAUUAUGUUUCAGCAGAUGAGAGCUUCACAAACCGAGAGACUGAAGAUGCUCAAGGAGAUUGUAGAUCACUAUAUCAAAAGCACACAGGCGCUUCAGGAUGCUCACGAGGAGCAGAACAUUGUGGCCAUGAGUGAGUUACGCCAGGAGACGGCACUGCUGCACAAGAAAAUCCUGAUGAACACACAGGAGGAGAUGGUGUCAGUCAGGAACGCUCUGCAGUCCAUGCUCAUGUAGGUACUGACGCAGGUUUUUACAGACCAAGACGAGGCCGUGUGUGUGUGUGUGUGAGAGAGAGAGAGAUCCUUUACUCAGAGGUUCAGAGUUACAAAUGUCCUCCUUUCUUCUUCUCAAAUCUACACUCAGGUUCACUCUGCAGUCUGGAACUAAAUAUAGUAUAAAAUAAAUAAAUAAAUAAAUCCACUCCCACCCCCAAAUAAAUUUACUGAGAGACUCUGAAUAAACUGUGUGUGAGUAGUGUGUAUAAUUAUACUGAGUGUAUGUGUGAUCAUUGAGCAUGUGAUUAGUGUGUAGGUGUGACUAGUGUGUGUGAUUAGUGCAGUUCCACUGAAUGAGUGUAAGUAAAGCGUAAAAUUUACAAAUGAAUUUUAAAUGUCUUUUUUUUAUUAAUUCCAUGUAACAUUCGAGGCAGACUGAACGCUGCCACACACCCACAGCGUGGAUUCAGGCACAGAAUGCAAAAGCAACAUUAAAUAAAAUAUUUUUUACAAUAAUCCAUAUGUUAAAAUAACAGAACAGUAGCUGAUGUGUGAGGAUAAGUCACACACACACACACACACACACACACGUGUUCCGUAAGAGUGCUGUAAACGUGUACACAUCAGUGUGUCAGUGGAGCAGGAUUAUUUCACACAGCACGAAGAAGAGCUUCAACUUAUCGAAGAGGAUUUAAUAAAAAUCCAAAUAAAUGGAGGGAGUCAGGAAACUGCUUUAGAAACACAAUAAAUUAUUCAGGAAAUGUAGAUUAGAUAUUAAUAAAAAAAAACAAGUAACAAAAUAAAGGGACAAAAAAAUAGGAACAAAGUACUUUCAAUUUAUAAUAUAGUUUAUGGAAUAUGUUUAAGUCAAUGGAAAAUAUUUAGUUUUAGAAAAAUAAACAGG